Messenger RNA from Ictidomys tridecemlineatus (thirteen-lined ground squirrel), 2433 nucleotides. It is a transcript of the gene Akip1, whose product is annotated as A-kinase interacting protein 1. Gene Ontology annotation, biological process: regulation of non-canonical NF-kappaB signal transduction. The record is from RefSeq and is a predicted model, not a curated record. Gene Ontology annotation, cellular component: nucleoplasm. NCBI's taxonomy places the organism in Eukaryota, Metazoa, Chordata, Mammalia, Rodentia, Sciuridae.
CCACCCAGAACUGGAGCAGCGUCGCGGCAGCCCGACUGAACCUCUGUGUGUAUAUAUGCCUGCCCAGGGAGACAUGGACAACUGUUUCGUCGCGGCGACGCUGACCGGGGUGGACCGACGUUCCCUGCAGCGCUCAGCUAGGCUGGGUCAAGAAGUGCUGGAGCGGGCCAAGAGGCGGGCGGUGGACUGGCAUUCACACGAGCACCCCAAAGGCAGCUUGGGGAUUCUUUCCCGGGAGGGGUCCUACCAAGAAAGACUACUGGCAGCGGGCCCCCAGCCUUUUCUUCCUGUAGAGAGAGAAGAAAGGCACCCAACCCUUAGUGCAUCCUUCAGAACAAUGGCUGAAUUCAUGGACUAUACUUCAAGUCAGUGUGGGAAAUAUUAUUCAUCUGUGGCAGAGGAAGGAGGGGCAACCCAUGUCUAUCGUUAUCACAGAGGGAAGUCGGAGCUAGACAUGUACUCUUACAGAAGGCAUGGUCAGAAAAAUGACAGAGAAAAGACAUCCUUCAGUUCAGGAAGCAUCUAUGAAACAUUAGCACAUGCUUCAGAGUCAUCCCAGCCGGCUGAGAACAUCUCAAAGGACCUCUACAUAGAAGUAUAUCCAGGGACCUAUUCUGUAACUGUGGGCUCAACUGCCUUGACCAAGAAGACUCAUGUAGUAGCAGUUGAUUCAGGACAAAGUGUGGACUUGGUCUUCCCUGUAUGAUGUUGGCUUUCACUGCUAUCACAUCACUCUUUUUUAAGUUGCAAGGAGAAUAAAGUCACCAUAUGAUUUUCUUAAUAACUACACAUUAAUCCUGCUUUUAGUGCUGACUGUAGAGGCCAGCCUUCUUGGGAACUGGAAUCUGUCUCUUUCAGUCCCAUUUUAACUUGAGAGUCCCCCAUCCUCCUUUGCCUAAAAGUAAUAAUGUGAUGAUGCUGUCUGAACAGUUUUUACUACUAGCUUUCCAAGUAAAGUCUAAUUAUGAUAAUAAAGGGAAAGGUUUGGAAACAGAGAAUUCAUUUUAUUGCUAUUAAAAAGAGGUCAAUGUUCCCCAUGUACAACUGUAGGUUUUAUGAAAAGACAGCAGAGAUGCUGAGGAGAUAUUUGCCCAAAGCAGGUCUACUAUGGGUCUUCCAAAGUGGCCUCUGUGGAAGUGGCAUUCUCAAGCAGUGCCACCAGACAGAGCCACUGGCUCCUGUGCCCCUUAUGAGUGGUGCCUUCCUGCUGCUCAUCUGCAGGGAAGUCUUAAUGGGGUGAAGAUGCUACUGCUUACUUGAUUCUCACCUGCAGCCUGUGUUCUACCUUCCAUUGAAGAAGGUCUUGUCAGCCACUCUUUAUAACUCUUUGUUAGGUAUUUACCAUCAUAAUCCUUUGAUUUUCUGUUAAAGAGAAAAAGAGAAAGAAAAAUCCUGAGUCUCAUGCUAAAAUUCUAAGGAUCAAGGGCUGGGGUUGUAAUACAGUGGUAGAGCACUUUCUUUGCACACAUGAGGCACUGGAUUCAAACCUCAGCACCACAUAAAAAUAAAAAUAAAGCUAUUGUGUACAUCUACAACUAAAAAAAAAUAUUUUUUAAAAUAUUUUAAAAAUUUUAAGAAUCAAAAAUCACUGGAUUUAAAUCCAAGAAUCAUUUAGAUUCAAAUUUUUAAAAAGUAUUGAUAUAAGACUUUAAUCUAUCACACCAACAGCCUAUUGAAUUAUAUCAUUUUGAACAUAGCUAAUCUUUCCUCAGGAAAAAUGCUACAUAUUAUCUGACUAUUUUUAAAAAUAAAGUUUUAAAUAGAUUUAUAAUAGCAUUCCUGCAAGGAAAGAAGGCCUACUAAAGCAGACCUGUGUCUAAUGUCAUGGGACAGCAUUAUUUAAAUGGAGAGCCUUCCUUGUAUUUCCCCUCCCACAAGAAACUGAUGAUGAGUUUCAUGGUUUCUAUAAGCGGAAAUUAUAUACAAAAUUAUGAAUACAAUUUUCUGGAAAAGGGAGCCCUGGGUUUUAUAACUCACACAGUGAUUGUGACUCCAGAUAGAUUGAACUAUGUAAGAGCCCCUGAAAUGACCCUUCUCAGCCAUUCUGCUUUACCUAGACCCCCCAGGGCUUUUAGUUUGAAUUCUUGGGAAUUCUUGUCCCUUGGAUGUGUCCCUGACUUAGUUUUCUAUGUUCAGCUUCCUCUGGCGGGGUCUGCAGUGGCUUCACAUUGGUUGCUUUCAGGGUCAGCUCCUUGGUAGUCCCCACUACUGCAGUUUGUACUCUCUGCUGUUUGUUGUCCUUCUCUUCUUUCCAGAUGUUGCAACCUCUUGUUCCUAAAUCCAAAAUAAUUAGAUAUGGUGAAUAUGUUACAAUUUUGAUGAGAUUGGUCUUUAUGAAAAGUGGAACUACAUUAAGGGUCACUGAACUUAAGCAUCUGUAAGCUGCUAGUAUUGUACUGUAUCUUUAAAGAGAAAUAAACUUUGUUAAUCAUU